AUGGAGGGCUUCUCCGCCCACGUCAAGGGUUCUUUGUGGGUCAUCUGCCGCGGCUCAUCGACACAGCGGAAGGUCCGUCUCCUGCGAAUCGCCGCGCAUCGUCUGCUCUGCGCAAGACGAGACCGCGACCGAGAGGUAGCAGACGCGCAAGUUCCUCUCAACGGCGUGGCACUUGUCUGCGUGAUAAUGAUGCACAUAUCGAAACCUGCGACUUGUUUCGCGACAGCAAGGUUCCUCCCCCGACGUUCGCAGAGGGGAAGUGGUUCGCUCCCCGCGCUCAUAGAGAGGGCGGAAGGUCCCAUUCCCUUCGCUGUGUCUCGCUUCGCAUUGUCUACUCUCAGUGCUGAAGACAGUGUCGCAACCGAGAGGUGUGCGGAGAAUUCGGUGCGGACAUUUCCUCAGUGCAUGCGCUCACGAAACCGCGCGUCGAUUUGGGGUGCGGCAUCGUCGACGACGAGCCGAAGUUCUGCAGCACUCAGGGCGCCAAGAUCAGCGACGUUCCCAUGGAACCUGGAAACGUCUGCGCAAACACACAAUGAGUUUCACCGUGGUUAUAGUCUACAAGAGUCUGGAAGAGAACAUCGGACGAGAGCUGUACCGACUGAGAAUGUGAAUUUUGCGUGUAAAAAGCUCUAG
Molecule: messenger RNA, 636 nt
Organism: Peniophora sp. CBMAI 1063
Lineage: Eukaryota; Fungi; Basidiomycota; Agaricomycetes; Russulales; Peniophoraceae
Source: the annotation of a GenBank genome assembly